AUGAGCACUUCUAUUGUAUUUUCAACACUACAUUUUCUUGAUAUUCUUAUUAUUGUUCAUUCGUUUAUAUGUAUGUCCUUCUCCUCCUCCUCCAAUUUUCCCAUUAUUCGUUUCUUGUCUUUUUUCCCCCAAAAUGAUCUCCAAUUCAUUUCUAGUCAUUCACACACUAAUCAAAUAAUCAAAUAUUUAAAGUUGAAAAAGUUCGAAACCCAAAUUGCAGCAGCCUACUAUCAUCAAUCUCUACCUCCUCCUCCUUCUCAUCGUCAUUCUCAUUCUUCACUUCCACAUCAUCAUCAUCAUCAACAUCUUCUUCAACAUCCACCACAAUUUUUAGUGAGAUCUCGAUAUAAUUAAGAAUUGAAAACAAAAAACAAGAAAUGGUGAGUAAAAUGUGAUUAAGUAGGGUGUUCAAAAUUUGUGAUUCGAGCUUUUUCAUUUUCCAUAUCCGGUUUUAUUAUUCUUUUAUAUUUUCUAGUCUUUUGGUAGAAAGACAAUUCUACCGUAUACUUGGCUUUCCAAUGAUCUCAUUUGAUGUACAUAGUGACCAAAAUAUUCCACAUUUAUUAUUGUUAGUCCUGUUUUUAUUUAUAUAGUAAAAAUAUUUCUUCUCGGUUGUUGUUGAAAUUUUAAUUUAAAACGACUAGGGCCGGUGCCCCUGAGCGAAACAAUUAGAAAAUCCUCAAAAAUUCUAAAUUUUGAAGAAAACCCUAUUUUUCGCAAAAGAUUUCUUUUAAAAAAGUUACGCAUGGGAAUACAAAUUGUGAAGUUUAAUGAGACAUAGAUUAUAAAAGAAAAAAAAAUUCAAAACAAAAUGGAAAUCGCGUGCAUAAAACUAUUAAAAAAUUAAUCUACCUAUGAAAUAUUUCAUAGUUUGUUUUUCAAUAAAAUCUUGAAGCUGACCAUCAAGUAUAAUUCAAAGCUUCAUCAAUAAUAACUUUAUCCAAUAUUUUUCAAUGAAGCCCAAAUCUCACCUGUUAGUUUUGUUCCCCUCCCCCCAAACCUCAAAAUAAACUAACUUGCGUGGCCCGUUCCGUGAAAAGUUGUUGAUUUCUUUGAAUGUUUUGUCCGAACGAAAUAUCUUCUUGACCGGAAGCCUGAAACUUCUACAUUCGUUUUCUCAAAAUUUUCGCCUAUUCUUAAACUUACAUCAGACAAUGACAAUUUCGCAUUUUAUGGGACCGCUGCAUUCUGUGACUGUUGUCUCUAAAAAAAUAAGAAAAUUAAAAAAUGUACCAAAUCACCCCAUUAAUAACUUUUUCUACGCUGAAAAAACCAGAAAAAUGAUUCAGUUCGAAAAAAAACGUUCAAUCAAUAAUUACUUUUCAAAUAAAAAACAUUUAUCUCUCUCUCUCUCUCUCUCUCUCUAACUCUCUCUCUCCAUUUCCCACACUCUCUCAUCUACCCUGCAAAAAAACAACAAAAUAAACUAAACAACGCGCACGCGGAGUAUCGUUGUUUUUCUUUUAUUUUUUUUUGCACGACAUUUUUAUUUUUUAUUUUUUUUUCUUGUUUUUGAGUGGUUUUUUUCAGCGCAGAAAAAGUUAUUAAUGGGGUGGUUUGGUACAUUUGUUUAAUUUUCUAAUUUUUUAGAGACAACAGUCACUCACAAAUCCACAAUUGUCAUUUUCUGAUGUAAGUUUAAGAAUAGGCGAAAAUUUUGAGAAAAAGAAUGUAGAGGUUUCAGGCUUCCGAACAAGAAGUUGGACAGGACAUUCGAAGAUAUAAACAACUUUUCACGGAACGGGCCACUCAAGUUAGUUUAUUUUGA
Messenger RNA from Caenorhabditis angaria, 1768 nucleotides. The record is from the annotation of a GenBank genome assembly. NCBI's taxonomy places the organism in Eukaryota, Metazoa, Nematoda, Chromadorea, Rhabditida, Rhabditidae.